AAAAUUCCUCUUGUUCCCUUGGCCGUUCAAAUCCUGAUUCACCUUUCUCUCUGCGACACCGAACUUUGCGUUUUUCCGGCGUUGCGUCGGCCGAAGAGGUUUCUGUCUGUCUCUCUCUCCCCUGACGCCGAUUCUUGUUGUUUGGCAGUAUCUGGAACAACACACCGCUUUCUGCAGAGAUGGGAGAAAUGAUUCUUUUGCCUGAGGAAGAUACCCGACUGGAUACUACACGAGCAAGAUUCUCAAAUCUUCUCAAGAGACAUGGAGAACUGGCAGAGCGCCUUUCUAGGGAUUCUGAUAAGACGAUAUUUGAUCGACUAAACAAAGAAUUUGAAGCUGCACGGGCAUCCCAAACUCAAGAAGUUUGCUUAGAUGGGGAUGAGUGGAAUGAUGGCUUGCUGGCUACAUUGAGGGAACGGGUUCAUAUGGAGGCUGAAAAAAAGGCAAAUAAUGGAGAUGCGAGUCUUGGACCAAUUUCUCAUUCUGAAGAGCGUGUAACUUAUAGAGUGGGGAAUAAGGUGAUCUGUUGUCUAGAAGGGGCAAGAAUUGGAAUACAGUAUGAAACAUCUUUUGCAGGAGAACCUUACGAGGUAUACCAUUGUGUGCUUGAAAGCAAAUCAUUUCUGGAAAAGAUGACUGUCCUUGAGCACACAAUUCCUUUCUUUUUGCCACUACGAGACUUAGAAAAUGAUCUUCUUUCUUCCAAUGCUAAGAAAUUCAUAGAUAAUGUUGGAGAACUUCUGCAAGCAUACGUGGAUAGGAGGGAACAGGUUCGACUUAUCAAGGAGCUCUAUGGAAAUCAGAUUGGGGAGCUUUAUCAUAGUCUUCCUUACCACAUGGUUGAAUUCAUAUUAGAUGAUUGCGACUGCAAGGUGAUGGCGAGUCUGAGGUAUGGAGAUCUGCUGUCCGAACUUCCAACAAAAGUGAGGGUUCUGGUGUGGCCGAUACAUCAGCUCAAGAAACGGUGUGCAAUCUCUGGAACUGGGAAAGUCGGAAGUCAAGCAAUUCCCGCACGUUUAUCCUUUGCCGAGGAUGCUUUACGGACCUUGGCUUUACCAGAAGCAUACGCAGAGAUUGUGUUGAACUUGCCACAAGCAAUUGAGCAAAUGUUUCCACAGAGGACUCCCACCUGAAAAGAAAAAAGCUCUUACCGCCGUUGUGUUCUCCGUGAAGAAGCCACAAGCCAGCAUGGAGAAUAUGUUGCCUUUUCUUCUGUUUCCUGAUGGUUUUCUUCAUUAAAACCAAGUGGUUAUUAAUGUUAAGGGACAAACCUAAAAAAUAACAUUCAACUUUCACA
This is a messenger RNA of Tarenaya hassleriana, 1297 nucleotides long. RefSeq lists its product as uncharacterized. Gene Ontology annotation, cellular component: kinetochore; Mis6-Sim4 complex. Lineage: Eukaryota; Viridiplantae; Streptophyta; Magnoliopsida; Brassicales; Cleomaceae. Bases 180 to 1133 code for a protein of 317 amino acids. The record is from RefSeq and is a predicted model, not a curated record. The transcript has 13 exons.